Salarias fasciatus (jewelled blenny) is the source of this 2107-nucleotide messenger RNA. RefSeq names its product ankyrin repeat domain-containing protein SOWAHA. The coding region runs from base 144 to 1172 and encodes 342 amino acids. The record is from RefSeq and is a predicted model, not a curated record. The transcript is spliced from 13 exons. Lineage: Eukaryota; Metazoa; Chordata; Actinopteri; Blenniiformes; Blenniidae. Gene Ontology annotation, molecular function: protein binding.
UCGGCUCUUCUGGGUGGAGUGAAGUUUACACAUGUACUACAGCAAAUUAGCUCGGAGGAGAGAGCUUCGGGGGCGAGAGAGGGAGACUCGAACCGGGGAUUAAUAAUCCGGGAAGGAGCCGCGACCCCCGGAGAGCGGCGGCCAUGGGGGAUGUGAGCGAGGAGGCGCUGCUGGACUACUUCCACUCGGCCGGAGGCGACUCGGGCAGGGUGAAAAACGCAGAUCUACUCAAGACAUUUAAGCCUUUCAUUGGCCACAGUGACCUGCAGCUGCGUGCUAAAUACAGGGAGGAAUUCAAGCUCAUCAUCGACCGCAUCGCUGUGGUGAAGUCAGAAAAUGGUGAGAAGUACCUCAUCCUGAAAAAGAAAUACCGACACCUGCUGCACGAGCGAGACGCCAGACCUCAGGGCGGAGGCGGGCCCCAGCCGAGACAGCCGAGUCCGGCCAGGACGGCCGCCGCCGCCGGGCAGUGGGAGGUGGCGGCGGGCGCCCCCGCGCCUCCUCCCCGGCAGGACGAGGCGGCGUCGGCGGGAGACUCCGACGGCGCCGUGGAGUCCGAGUCGGAGCAGGAUGAGGAGUCGACGGGCAGCAUGGGCUCCGCUGCCGUCGCUCUGGACCCGAUAGAGAAAGAGUGGAUCUACUCUGCCGCCGGCGCUCGAGUCCCUGACCUGUCCCAGCUGCUCCGGCAGGACCCAUCGCUGGCGAACAAGAAGGACUUCACCUCGGGGUUUACAGCCCUGCACUGGGCGGCGAAGCACGGCAACCAGGACAUGGCGGCUCUGGUGGUGAACGCCGGAGCUGACGUCAACACCAAAUCACACGGGGGUUACACACCUUUACAUAUCGCAGCGCUACACGGCCACCAACACAUGCUUGACCUGCUGGUACAGACAUACGGAGCCAAAGAAAACGUUCGGGACUACAGCGGCCAUCUGGCCUGCUAUUACCUGAAUCCACACCCCAAAGAAGCAGAAGGUCCGGCGGACGAGUGUGACCUGACCUUCCAGGUGACUCAGGCCAGAGAGCGGAACAGGAACAGGAAGCUGGCGUCGCUGUUCCACUCCAAGAAGAAGUGGGGCUCGGCAGAGGAGCUGGCCCCCAUCGAGGAGGAGAGGACGGCGUCCCAUCAGCUCGCCCUCCCUCCCUUCAGACCCAGGAAGUUCUCCCGCUGAGGGAAAAAAUAAACACUUUGUCCUUAAUUUCACACGCAUUGACGCAUUGAAGUGUGUAUAUGUGACAUACACACACACACACACACACUCUCACAUAUCAUUCAUUUUGCUCGGUGAAGAAACGGGUGCUGCAGGUUUUAAUUGCAAACAUCUCUGUGUCCGUGCGUGUAUUGAAGAUAUUCAUGCUGAAGUGUUUCUUUAAGCUUUCAAGUGUUAAUGGACGUUAAUGACCAAAUGUUGGAGCUGCAUGCCUUACCGUGGCAGAAGGUAUAAAUAUGUGAUUCCACUAGUUUUGAAUGCAUUACUAAGAAAUCGUAAAGCGCAGUGUGGCGUCAGUGCAUCCCUGUUUCUCUCAUAAACUGCAGUAUUUGUUUUUCUGUCGGCCUUAAAACGAGCUAACUGAGCUGUGAAAAUAUCCCGAAGUCUCCUGAUGAGAGAGGAGCGAGUCGCUUCUGUUCAAGAUGAAGGAAAUGUUUCUGAAUCUGGCAUUAAUGCUACAUUUAUAAGGAACUCUUUCAUUUUGUGGAUUCAGAUUUUUGUUGCCGUGGUAGAAUUCCUCCAUGAUUUAAACUAAGUAGAAUGAUGAAUGACAUCAUUCCUGCAGAAUUUUAAUUGAUUUAAAACCUUUUUGAGUGUUUCAACUUGAGUUUGAGCAGAGAUCGUUUGGCUCUGCUGCUUAAUUUGAACAUUUUUCCAGUGAAAUUCUCAUGUCGGAGUGAUUGCUCUUGAUUUGUCUGUUACAAAGUGCCUGAGAACUUUUUUGCAAAAGAGAAAAACAAAAUGCACUACGAUAUUGUUUCUUAUUCUGCCAGCUGUAAAGCCUUUCUCACUGUUCAUUGUUGUGAUUUGAUGCGGGGAAAAAAAAAAAACUUAGCUCUUGUUUUUUAUUCAGUGCUCUUUGUUACACUUUGUGUUUCAGGUGAUCGUAUCUCAGC